Molecule: messenger RNA, 2391 nt
Organism: Owenia fusiformis
Lineage: Eukaryota; Metazoa; Annelida; Polychaeta; Sabellida; Oweniidae
Source: the annotation of a GenBank genome assembly
UGCCAUUCGGCCAUCUUACAUUUCGCCAUGGCGUACGUCUUUCGAUUCGGAUUAAAAAAGAGUGUGGAGGGAGCUUCACUAAAAGUUCUUCAAAAUGCCCGCCUUAUACACAGCUCGCCACUAUCAUGGGCUCUACAGAAGGUUGCUAUGAGCAAGUUUGAAACAGACAGGAAUCUACCUUAUGAGAAACUACAAGACAAUCUGAAUAUUGUUAAGAAAAGGCUAGGCAGACCCCUUACAUUAUCUGAGAAGAUCCUGUACAGCCAUAUAGAUGACCCUCAAAACCAAGACAUCGUACGUGGUGAGAGCUACUUGCGUCUACGACCAGACAGAGUUGCCAUGCAGGAUGCCACUGCACAGAUGGCCAUGCUACAGUUCAUAUCCAGUGGUCUCCCCAAGGUGGCUGUACCAAGUACCAUACACUGUGAUCAUUUAAUUGAGGCUCAGGUUGGAGGUGAUAAAGAUUUAGCCAGAGCAAAGGACAUCAACAAAGAAGUGUACAACUUCCUUGCCUCAGCUGGUGCCAAAUAUGGUGUUGGCUUCUGGAAACCUGGCAGUGGAAUCAUCCAUCAGAUUGUCCUGGAGAACUAUGCUUUCCCAGGCCUUUUGAUGAUUGGUACAGACAGCCACACCCCCAAUGGAGGGGGUCUGGGGGGUCUCUGUAUUGGUGUGGGUGGUGCUGAUGCUGUAGAUGUCAUGGCUGAUAUACCCUGGGAACUGAAAUGCCCAAAGGUGAUUGGAGUGAAGUUGACAGGAGAGUUGAGUGGGUGGACCUCCCCAAAGGAUGUUAUCCUCAAGGUGGCAGGUAUCCUCACAGUUAAAGGAGGCACAGGAGCCAUUGUGGAAUACUUUGGCCCAGGCUUGGACUCCAUAUCAUGCACAGGUAUGGGUACAAUAUGCAACAUGGGUGCUGAAAUAGGUGCCACAACAUCUGUGUUCCCCUUCAACCAUCGUAUGAAGGCAUAUCUUGAUGCCACCAACAGAUCAGGUAUUGGUGAGGCUGCUGAUGAGGUGAGGCAAGACCUCCUGGCUGCAGAUGAAGGAUGUCAGUAUGAUCAGCUUAUUGAGAUUAAUCUAAGUGAGUUGGAACCCCAUGUCAAUGGUCCAUUCACCCCUGACUUGGCACAUCCCAUACAGAAGCUUGGAGACAGAGCUAAGAAGAAUGACUGGCCUUUGGACAUCAAAGUUGGUCUGAUUGGAAGUUGUACCAACAGCAGCUAUGAAGAUAUGAGCAGAUCAGCAGCUAUAGCCAAGCAGUGUUUGGAUAAAGGUAUCAAGGCCAAGGCUGCAUUCACAAUCACACCUGGCUCAGAACAGAUCAGAGCUACCAUUGAAAGAGAUGGACAAGCAGCUGUGCUUGGAGAGGCAGGUGGUAUGGUGUUGGCCAAUGCAUGUGGACCUUGUAUAGGACAGUGGGACAGACGGGAUGUCAAGAAGGGUGAAAAGAACACCAUUGUUACAUCAUACAACAGGAACUUCACUGGUCGUAAUGAUGCUAAUCCUGCCACUCAUGCAUUUGUGACAUCACCAGAGUUAGUCACUGCUAUGGUGUUCUCAGGGCGUCUUGAUUUCAACCCACUUACAGAUGAACUUACUGCCCCUGAUGGUUCCAAGUUUAUGCUAGACACACCAUAUGGUGAUGAGCUUCCCUCCAGUGGCUUUGACCCAGGUCAGGACACAUACCAGGAACCACCAGCAGAGGGCUCUAGUCUCCAAGUGGAUGUAUCGCCUGAAAGUAAACGUCUCCAAUUACUGACACCAUUUGACAAAUGGUCUGGCAAAGAUCUGGAAGAUAUGGCUGUUCUAAUCAAGGUUAAGGGAAAAUGUACAACAGAUCACAUCAGUGCUGCUGGUCAGUGGUUGAAAUACAGAGGACAUCUUGACAAUAUAUCAAACAAUUUACUCAUAGGUGCUGUAAACUCAGAGAAUGGUGAGAUUAAUAAGGUGAAGAAUAAUCUGACUGGAGAGUAUGGUGGUGUUCCAGAUGUGGCCAGACAUUAUAAGGCUAAUGGACUUCCGUGGGUUGUCGUGGGGGAUGAGAACUAUGGGGAGGGCAGCAGUAGGGAGCAUGCUGCUCUAGAACCAAGACAUUUAGGAGGCAGAGCUAUCAUUGUAAAGAGCUUUGCAAGAAUACAUGAAACUAACCUCAAAAAGCAAGGUAUGCUGCCCCUUACAUUUGCUGACCCUUCAGACUAUGAUAGAGUCCAACCCACUGACAAAAUAUCUCUAGUAGGACUAGCAGACAUUGCCCCAGGAAAGCCUCUGCAAUGUGUAUUGAAGCACAGUGAUGGUAGCUCAGAGAACAUUACAUUAAAUCAUACCUUUAAUGAGCAACAAAUUACCUGGUUCAAGGCAGGCUCAGCUCUCAACAGAAUGGCAGAGCUACGCUAA